Molecule: messenger RNA, 1155 nt
Organism: Guillardia theta CCMP2712
Lineage: Eukaryota; Cryptophyceae; Pyrenomonadales; Geminigeraceae
Exons: 17
Coding region: 1-1155 (384 amino acids)
Molecular function (GO): protein binding
Source: RefSeq, a predicted model, not a curated record
AUGAAGAUGCACAAGAGGUUUCUGGAGCUGCAAGGAGCGCUCGGAGUCUUCGAGAAAGAGACACGAAAUGCGGAGGACUACAGCCCGGCCAAGCAACAAAUCAUCAAGGAGAGGAUACACAACCUCGAAGUUGAACUCAUGCAAGAGACAGACAAGUACUUGUACGCUGUGGGAGGAGUAAGGAGCAGGCGACCGAUGGAUAAGACGCUGGGGAGGGUGGAGUCUAUGGAGAUAGAGAAGCAUGUCAAGGAAGAAAGGACUAUUAUCCCUCGAGCAGUGCACACUUCUAUGCCGGGAUGGACAAUGGACGAGGAGCCUCUCUCUUGGGCUCGGGUGUCUGCGGGAUUAGCUGUCGCGCACUACAGGACGUAUGUCGUCGGCGGGUACGACGUGAUAAGGAACAGGACCUCGCACAUCGUUGAGAGCAUGGAUCCCUUCGGCGUCUGCUGGAGGAGGGAGGCUGACCUGCCCGGCUGCUGGAUGAACGUCGCAUGCGGCACGCUGGAGGAUCGACUGUACGCGGCGGGGGGAAGGAACUUUGAGAACGCGAGCGUGUCCUCCGACAUGUCAAGUUACGACUACGAGUCAAACUCGUGGCGGCCAGAAACUUCACUCCCCUCUCCUCGGUGGGGAGGGGCGAUGAUCGCCCACGACGGCAGGCUCUACUACAUGGGAGGGUCCGACGGAGAAGAAGUGCAUUCCAACAUGUGGAGCUGGAACUCAAGGUGCGAGAUGACGGCAGUGGUGCUGAGCGAUGGCAUCCUGGUUGUCGGAGGGCACGAGGACUCGUCGAUAGGGAGGGAGGGAAGUUGCGGGAAGGUGCGGAGGGAGGAGGAGAAUCCUUCCCCUCCCACCGUGCACAAAAGCGUCGAGUACUUUGACUUCCGGACGAGGAAGUGGCGGUCGGAGCGACCCUUGCGCGAGGAGCGUUAUGCUCAUGGCGCUGCUGCCUUGGGCGCGAGAGUCUUCGUUGUCGGGGGAUCGAACUCUCUUGGCCAGUGGCAGAAGAGCGUCCUUAGUCUGUCCUUGGGCGAUAAAUACUGGCGAGAGGAGCCGAGCAUGGUGCGCGAGCGCAAGGGGCUUGUGGCGCACGUCAUGCAUCGCCCGACGCAGCUGCGAGGAAUCCCUGGACCGACUUCUACCGAGUCGGAGUAG